CGUGUGCACCUUCUCAGCGUGUGCCCUGUACUCGACUGCUGGUAUGUGGAGGAAAAGCCAGGCAGUUUCCCCUCUGCCAUGAAGCAGGAGAAAUCCCUCAUGUACAUCAGAACCAGCGCCGACCUGACCCGGCCGGAGCAGAACCACCCCUCUGACAUCGACCCAAAGAGGGUCUACUAUGUCUCAGAUCCGUCCGGGCCCCUGUGCAGUUCCUCUCUGCUGUCGGUAGAGGGCGCUGUGGAGAAGCCGCAUUGUGAGAUUAACCCCUUCACUCCUCAUCCCGCCCAGGUGGACUGGAGCCUCUCCCUGACCAGCAGCGGUGUCAGCCCAGCCCAACUGGGAGCUGAUUGGCUCUCCACCUCCAUCACCGCCCACAACGGGGACAUAAGUGUGUCCAGCAUCUUGAGGAUUCCCACAGCAACCAGGCAGGCCACAGCGGUUCUCAGUGUGUUCUCUCACACCCCGGUCCUGCGAUCUCGUCUCGGGCAGUUGGCUCGUCUGGACUGUGGGUUCUCGGUGCUGCCGGGCUGGCAGGAACCGGGUUCUGGGUUUGCGGUGGAGUGGCGGUACCAGUUCCGCGGGGAGGGCCGGCUGGUCUAUGCGUACAACGGACAGACAGACAGACUGGAGGAGCGCAGUGCCCAGCAGGAAGAGGCAGGCAUGGACCUGGAGGCGCUGCACCAGACAGGAAACGCAUCACUGCUGCUGCGCAAUUUAGGCGUGCAUCAUGGGGGCACUUACAUCUGCACUGUGUACCUGCCCUACAUCCUGGCACAGGUAGCAAUGGAGCUGGAGGUCACAGAGCCCCCACGCCUCUCCCUCUCCCCCUCCCCUCUCUGGUCCCCCCCCGGCCGGCCGGUCCAGCUCUCCUGUGAGAUCUCUGGGUUCUACCCCCUGGAUGUGGAGGUGCAGUGGCUGUGGCAGCCUGCAGGGGGCGCCGGGGUGCGCUACCUCCCGGAGGCUCAGCUCUCCGGACACACCCAGAACCCUGAUGGGACGUACAGCCAGACCAGCUUCCUGAGAGUCACCCCAGAGUCGGGGGACCACCAGGGCCAGUACUCCUGCAUAGCGACUCACCUGGGGGCCAGGUACAGGAAGACAGCCACCCUGCACAUCGCAGGUGCGUCGGGCCCCUCUAUUGAAGAUGCGAUCGGUUUGUUUGUUGUGGCGUUUCUUCUGUAUGGGCUUCUGAAGCUGGGGAGCUGGCUGUUCUGUGCUAAAGCUUUCCCUGCAGUUGAAAUAGACAAGCAGAAGGCAGAGUGAGUUGGAGUGUCUUCCUCUGUGUAGCAGAGUGCCCUGGUGGUUGAAGUCAUUCCAUUUCUGAAGUUUUGGACUGAGGAAGAAUUCAGUUUGUUUUUUCUUUUUCUUUAUAGGAAAGCUUGCGGUUUGUUUUGGUGUUGAUGGGGGGAUUGGGCAGUUCAGCUUUGCACUGUGCAUGUGUGCUAGUCAGUGUGUCUGUAUGUAUGUGUGUGUGCCCGUGUGAGAGUGAGUGCGUGCCUGUAUGAUUGUGUGUGUCCGUGUGCAUGCCUGUGUGAUUGUGUAUGUAUGUGUGUGUGCCCGUGUGAUUGUGUGUAUGUUAGAUGUAAGUUUUUCUAUAGAAAGAAAUCCGUGCCUAGAAUAAUUGAAUCUGUACUUGUGAUAUUGUUUAAGAUGUUCAUUCUACUGGUACUGUGUAUAUAUUGAACUCUCACAGCGAAUCAAGACACCUGGGUUUAAAAGGCAGCCAAACAACAUACUGUUCAUUAUUUAUUAAGACAGUCUUCUCAUUAAUACCAGUCAUCUGUGCACUUCAGCCUCCUGUAUGAGACGUUUUAUUAUGCAAGCUAACAGCGAAUCUGUCCAGUUGAAUCCUGUGGUAAAGACACACACACAGACAGACAAUUCGGAACUCACACACACACACACACACAUACACAGACACACACU
Messenger RNA from Polyodon spathula (Mississippi paddlefish), 1926 nucleotides. RefSeq names its product tapasin-like. The record is from RefSeq and is a predicted model, not a curated record. Gene Ontology annotation, biological process: antigen processing and presentation of endogenous peptide antigen via MHC class I. The transcript is spliced from 8 exons. Gene Ontology annotation, cellular component: membrane. The annotation marks the transcript as partial. Lineage: Eukaryota; Metazoa; Chordata; Actinopteri; Acipenseriformes; Polyodontidae.